ACCUUAGCUCAGUAUGUAUUAUACAGGUACCUACAUAUGUGGAUUUUACUGCACCAGUAUCCACGGUAUUAACGUUCCACUACUCUAGGUCAUACAUAGAGCGUGACGAAAUCCGUCUCUGUUCGCUUCAACAUCCUAUCGUCAGACCACAGCUCCCCGUCUAUCUCGACCUACAGCUCCCUCCCAUUGCAUCGCAACUAGCCGAUCCUUUCAGGUGUAAGACACCCUCGAGAGUCGAGGGAACUGGCCAGAAUGUCGGACCGACCGCUCUCACAACGGCCGCUGCCGUCGUCAUUCGACAACGAUGAUUUCUACAAUGAAUCUGGGACCCAUAAAGUCAUCCGGCGCCUGAAGGAGGAACCAUUAAUCCCAGUCGGCUGUAUUCUCACCAUUGCCGCCUUCGUUAAUGCUUACCGAGCGAUGCGCCGUGGCGACCACCACAAAGUCCAGCGCAUGUUCCGAGCCCGUGUUGCAGCGCAGGGGUUUACCGUACUAGCCAUGGUAGCAGGCGGCAUGUACUACGCCGAAGACCGCAACAAGCAGAAGGAGCUCUGGAAACUCAAGCAGCAGCAGGAGGCCGAAGAGAAGCGGCAAAAGUGGAUCAGGGAACUCGAGGCGCGGGACGAGGAAGAGAAGGCCCUUCAGGAAAAGUUUGAGAAAAGACGGAAACGGAUGGGGGAGCGCGCACUGGCGGGGACGGGAACGGAGGGUGUUGCGGCGCAGGCAAGAACCGCAUUGGCGGAGGCAAAAGCAGCCAAGGGGAGUGCAGCCAGCAGAGGAGACUCAACCGGGUUCGUGAAUCAAGCAGCAGAAAGCGAAAAGAAACCCAGCAAUGGAGUCUUGGGCUCUCUGGGAGGUUGGUUCGGUGGAUCUAGCAAAGCGCCAGACGCCUCGACCAAGGAGUUGGACAACCAAAAAGGGCUCGGCUCCAAAGCUGAAGGGAAUUGAAAUCCGGAUCUGAGACAUAGGUGGUAUUGCCUCUGGUAUGUUUGUAUACGCAAACGGGCGGGAAAACGCGUACGAUAUGAAUGGGAAUUGGAGCUCUGUCGAUUUUACGAAUAGCGUCUAACCUGGCUCCGUGCGCUAGGAGGCCCCGAGUGCUAUUUACAAUGCAAUCGAUGCCUAGGCUUAAGUACUAUACAAAGCAGGGGGCAGCGCCAACAUCGGCUGGCAGUGGUGCAGCCACACGACUGUGCGGCGUACCGUAUCUAGCUGUCGCAUUUACGCCAUGCUGCCACCGCCCCUGCUGUGCCCCCCUAUCAACCCGGCCAGUUCCAACAAGGCGCGGUCGGCUUCUAUGUCGCCGGUGCCUAGAUUGACCUUCCUCCUUGCCUCGGCUUCUCUCGCUUCCCAGGCCCAU
Molecule: messenger RNA, 1360 nt
Organism: Chaetomium strumarium
Lineage: Eukaryota; Fungi; Ascomycota; Sordariomycetes; Sordariales; Chaetomiaceae
Product: hypoxia induced protein conserved region-domain-containing protein
Exons: 2
Coding region: 253-948 (231 amino acids)
Biological process (GO): mitochondrial respirasome assembly
Cellular component (GO): mitochondrion
Source: RefSeq, a predicted model, not a curated record